This is a messenger RNA of Otolemur garnettii (small-eared galago), 2495 nucleotides long. RefSeq names its product plasminogen activator, tissue type (gene PLAT). The record is from RefSeq and is a predicted model, not a curated record. Bases 94 to 1791 code for a protein of 565 amino acids. Gene Ontology annotation, biological process: plasminogen activation; smooth muscle cell migration. Gene Ontology annotation, molecular function: serine-type endopeptidase activity. The transcript is spliced from 14 exons. Gene Ontology annotation, cellular component: extracellular region. NCBI's taxonomy places the organism in Eukaryota, Metazoa, Chordata, Mammalia, Primates, Galagidae.
UGCAGGAGCCGGACCCAGGGACCCAGGGACCCAGGGACCCAGACCCAGGGAGGCGAGGAUCAAGGCAGCGAAUUUCGGGGACACCCUAAAGACAUGAUGAGUAAAAUGGUGAGCACGCUCCUGUGUGUGCUGUUGCUGUGUGGAGUGGCCUGCACUCUGGCCAGCCAGGACAUCCACACCCGAUUCAGAAGAGGAGCCAGAUCUUCCCAAGCGACCUGCAGGGACGAGAAGACGCAGAUGGUUUACCAGCUGCACGAGUCCUGGCUGCGGCCCAUGCUCAGAGGCAGGCGGGUGGAGUACUGCUGGUGCGAUGGCAACAGAGCGCGGUGCCACUCGGUGCCCGUCAAGAGUUGCAGUGAACCGAGGUGCUUCAACGGGGGGACGUGCUGGCAGGCUCUGUACUUCUCCCACUUCGUCUGCCAGUGCCCCGAAGGAUUCACUGGGACACGCUGUGAAAUAGAUGCCAGGGCCACGUGCUAUGAGGACCAGGGUGUCACCUACAGGGGCACGUGGAGCACGACAGAGAGUGGAGCUGACUGUGUCAACUGGAACAGCAGCACACUGGCCUGGAAGCCCUACAAUGGGCGGAGGCCAGACGCCGUCAGGCUGGGCCUCGGGAACCACAACUACUGCAGAAACCCAGAUCGAGACUCAAAGCCCUGGUGCUAUGUCUUCAAGGCGGGGAAGUACACCUCGGAGUUCUGCAGCACACCUGCCUGCUCCAAGGGUCAAAAUGGGGACUGCUACUUUGACAAAGGGUCAGCGUACCGUGGCAGGCACAGCCUCACCACAUCUGGGGCCUCCUGCCUCCCCUGGAAUUCUGUGAUCCUGAAAGGCAAAAUUUACACAGCGUGGAAGAGCAACGCCCCGGCUCUGGGCCUGGGCAGACAUAACUACUGCCGGAACCCAGACAAUGAUGCCAAGCCCUGGUGCCACGUGGUGAAGGACCGCAAGCUGACCUGGGAAUACUGCGAUGUGCCGCAGUGCUCCACCUGCGGCCUGAGACAGUACAAGCAGCCUCAGUUCCUUAUUAAAGGAGGAUUCUUAACAGACAUCACCUCCCAUCCGUGGCAGGCUGCCAUCUUUGCCAAGAACAGGCGGUCCCCAGGAGAGAGGUUUCUGUGUGGGGGAAUCCUGAUCCACUCCUGCUGGGUCCUGUCCGCUGCCCACUGCUUCCAGGAGAGGGUCCCUCUCCAUCACCUGAAGGUGAUACUGGGCAGAACCUACCGCUUGAUCCCCGGAAAGGAGGAGCAGGAAUUCGAAGUAGAAAAAUACAUUGUCCACAAGGAAUUUGAUGAUGACACGUACAACAACGACAUCGCUCUGCUGCAGCUGAAGUCAGACUCACUGUCACGCUGUGCCCAGGAGAGUGUCGCUGUCCGCACCGUGUGUCUCCCCCCACCCAGCCUGACGCUGCCCGACUGGACGGAGUGUGAACUGUCUGGCUAUGGCAAGCACGAGCAGUCUUCUCCUUUCUACUCGGAGCAGCUCAAAGAGGCUCACGUCAGGCUGUACCCAGCCAGCCGCUGCACGUCACAGCAUUUGUUUAACAGAACUGUCACCAGCAACAUGCUGUGUGCCGGAGACACCCGGACCGGAGGGAACCAACCCAACCUGCACGAUGCCUGCCAGGGUGACUCAGGAGGCCCCCUGGUGUGUUUGAAGGACAACCGCAUGACCUUGGUGGGCAUAAUCAGUUGGGGCCUCGGCUGUGGGCAGAAGGAUGUCCCAGGGGUAUACACCAAGGUCACCAACUACCUAGACUGGAUUCGAGACAAUAUGCGACCAUGACCAAGAGCCCCUGAAGCCCGUGAGACCCUCCUUCUUCCCCUCAGAAGGCCUGCGCGGGAGGGACGCCGCUUCCCACGGACCCCCCCACAGAACAGGAGAGAACCUGCAGACAGAGGGAAGAGUGUGUGUGUCCACAGACCCUUCCCGUUUUGGAAGUUCUCAGGGGUUAAGGUCUGAUUUCAGAAUAUAUUCUGUCAGACGGGAAGACAGAUAGAAGCCUGGUGAGCCCCCCGGCAAGACCAACUAGAGAGACAACUGGUGAGCCACCUGGUUCUCAGCCCAAAGCCGAUCUCCUCCUCUGUCACUGUGAGCCACUUUGGAAAUGGGCCCCCCAAAAGAACAGCAUGUUUUCAUAGUUAAAAAAUAAAACAAACCCAGAACCCUAGAUUCUUCAGGAAAGACACGUGUUAGAAAUAGGAUGUACAUCUGAGGUUGCAGGAGCUUACGGGGCUACAGAGGGGCCGGGCUGCCCAGCGCGUUCUGUCCCUUGGAGCACCCCUCAAACCUGGGCUUCUCCAUCCACGGCUCCUGGAAGCUGUUCCUUCUGUAUACAGUGUAAAUCUUCUUUAUGAAUUUUAUAAUAAAAUAACUACAACUAGGCUUUAGCAUAUUUAUAUCAAUCUGUUGUAGUUUUUACUUUCUGUUGCUCUAACCCUGUAUUAUACUGUACUUAAAUAAUAAAUUCAGAUAUAUUUUUCACAAAA